AUGAAGUCCUUCUCAUUCUGGCUAUCCAUCAUUAUUGGAAUUGCAUCGAUUGUAACUUUUCGAGAAUACAUAGUGGGCGUAGCAUUCGCGACAGCAACGAGCUUGUUCAACUCCCUGAGCAACAUUGGGAACGGAAACGUAUUCGACUUUGAAGCCAAGUCUUCGCAGCAACAAGAAUCUCAAGUAGACCAUCACCUUUACGCCACCGACAUGUCUGUCCCUCGCGCGAUCCGCAAAGUCUUUCUGGCCGUUGAACAGGCUGAGGGUGCUGGUGCUCGCGUUCGUCGCUCCAUCGGCACGCCUCAGCUCAAGAACUUUUCACCAUUUUUGAUGCUUGACCACUUCCGUAUUGCCCCCGGCUCGGGCUUCCCGGACCACCCCCACCGCGGUCAGGAGACAAUCACCUACCUCCUCCACGGCGGCGUCGACCAUGAGGAUUUUGCCGGCAACAAGGGCACCAUCGAGGCCGGCGAUCUGCAAUUCAUGACGGCCGGCCGCGGCAUCAUGCACGCCGAGAUGCCCAAGCAGAACCCGGAUGGCAGCGCCAACGUCGGUCUGCAGCUGUGGGUCGACCUGCCCAAGCACCUAAAAGCUUGCGAGCCGCGGUACCGCGAUCUGCGGGCUAAGGAGAUCCCCACUGUCGACGUCGACGGCGGUAAGGUCCACGUCAAGGUCAUCUCGGGCCAGAGCCACGGGGUCGACUCGGUACGAGACCUGGCGUACACGCCCGUGUGGAUCUUGGAUGUUCAGAUCAAGCCCGGCGGCCGGAUCGCGCAGCCAGUGCCCAAGGGGUGGAACACUUUUGCGUACACCCUCGAGGGACAGGCCAUCUUUGGUGAGGGGACGCAGAAGAGGGUGGUGGACGAGUUCCACAAUGUAGUGUUCGAGGAAGAGGGCGAGAUCGUCAACGUCGAGGUUGAUGCCGGUGCGGAUAAGGACGCGAGGUUCGUCCUCAUUGCUGGGACGCCUCUUGACCAGGAGAUCGUGCAGUACGGCCCCUUUGUCCUGAGUUCCAAGGCCGAAGUGUACCAGGCCCUGAUGGACUAUCAAACUCACUCCAAUGGGUUUGAGAGGGCCGAAGGUUGGCAGAGUGAGAUCGGGAAGUCCAUGGUUGAAUAA
Colletotrichum acutatum is the source of this 1119-nucleotide messenger RNA. Its product is annotated as RmlC-like cupin domain-containing protein. Lineage: Eukaryota; Fungi; Ascomycota; Sordariomycetes; Glomerellales; Glomerellaceae. The coding region runs from base 1 to 1119 and encodes 372 amino acids. The record is from RefSeq and is a predicted model, not a curated record. The transcript has 2 exons.